This is a messenger RNA of Auanema sp. JU1783, 237 nucleotides long. Lineage: Eukaryota; Metazoa; Nematoda; Chromadorea; Rhabditida; Rhabditidae. The record is from the annotation of a GenBank genome assembly.
AUGGAGACGUUGCAAUCAUCAGAGAACCUCCGCUGUACUCUUUGUAAAACAAAUGAAACCUCGAAAUGGCAUUUCUCAUUAGACGACAACAUGCUUUACUGCAUAAUGUGUUAUUAUCAAGCUAAAAGCAGAGGAAAAAUUCGUGAAGCUGAUGUCUUCGAAGUCAUAAAUAACUGUGAAGCAAAAAAAGCGGAAGAGAAACACGAAAGCGAUAUGUAUGAGAUGAUCGACUUCUAA